CACCUAUCGAAGCUAAGCCUUACAUUUGUUCCUUACCUUAGCUACUGCCAGUAGCAACCUUCAAGUUCUCGGGAAACAUCGCUUUUCAAACUAGUCAACAAUGAUGCGCGCAGUGCGCCAGUGGCCGAAAUGGUCCAAGCAGGUAUCACUCAAGAUAACUAUUCACACUGAUAUAAGGGCAUUGUCCACUUGGGGAGAUACGCUCACCCUCCCGUUCACGUUAUAUGCGCUCUCUACUCUAUGAUGGCCACGACUUUGAAAAUGGAACUUCGAGAUAUCAUUCAGUACCGCAAUGCCUACUUUCUUGCAUUUUCAGCGACCACAGGAUACGUCUGCUUUGGUUGGGACAUUGGUCUCAUAGGUGGUGUGAUCGCACUGCCAUCAUUUCAACAAUAUUUUGGCCUGCAAUCGGAAUCAGCCUCUGCAAAGGCCAGCUUGAGUGCUAAUAUAGUUUCGGUCCUGCAAGCGGGCGGAUUCUUUGGGGCAUUAUUUUCGACUUACUUUGCAAACCGAUUUGGGAGAAAGCCGGCUUUAUUGGCUUCAGCAGUAAUAUAUCUCAUCGGAAGCACCAUCCAGUCGAUAGCUGGAGUUGGGACGUCGCCGGCUGUCGGGUUGAAAAUUUUGUAUUUCUCCCGUUUCCUUGGCGCUUUGGUGCCAACCUACGUAUCCGAAUGUGCCCCGAGAGCCAUACGCGGUCGAUGCACCGGUAGCAUCGAAGUUGCGGUGGGACUGGGAAAUAUGUUGGCUUACAAUUUUACUGAUCGAUUGUAUAUAGUUUGGGGACAAAUGCAAUGGCGGUUGCCCAUCAUCGCCCAGAUGGUACCUGGGGCACUCUUCCUGUUUUUUAUGCUUUUCCAACCCGAGUCUCCCCGUUGGCUUGUGGAACGCGGUCACUACGAUAAAGCAGCUGCAGUCCUCGCAUAUAUUGCGAGGAAAGACCAGGAUGAUGAUGCCGUCGCACUGACUCUUAGCGAGAUCCGCGCUGAUUUCAUCGGGAAGCAAAGACUACCGCUGCUCACACAAUUCCGCAAGAUGGGAGAAUCGAAAAUCAUAUUUCUGCGUUGCAUUAUCGGUUCUCUCGCCACCUUUUUACAGCAGUGGUCCGGUACGAAUGCAAUUAAUUACUAUGCUCCUGAAAUAUUUGCCGGCCUCGGUUUCUCAUCUACUUCUUCGACGCUAUUUGCUACUGGCAUAUACGGUGUCGUAAAAUUCGUCGUCGCGUGCACAACUCUUGCCUUUGUUAUCGAAAGUUGGGGUAGGAAGAGGACCCUGAUUUAUGGUGGUCUAGCGCAGGGCUUGAUGAUGCUAUGGAUUGGCGGGUACGCUGGUGCUCAUCCAGACCAGGGUGUUGUGCCAGGAACGUACGUUUCUAUUGUUGCCUUAUAUCUAUUCGGCGUUUUCUUCUGUUUAGGCUGGGGUUUUACUCCCCUUAUCCUCGGCUCUGAAGUUGCCCCAGGCCAUCUCCGUAUGGCUGCCAUGUCCCUCGCAUCUGCAACUACCUGGCUGUUCACCUACAUCAUCGCUCAAAUUACGCCCAUCAUGCUAGACCACAUUACCUAUGGGACCUUCCUCCUAUUCGGCGUUGCUUCAUUUAUAAUGGCAGCAUGGGUAUAUAUCUUCAUACCCGAGACGAGUGGGUAUCCACUGGAAGAUAUUAAAUAUCUAUUUGAGAAAGAUAUCAUUAUUCGUUCGCUGCAAGAUGCGCCUGGGGGCAAGAUCUUCCUUGGGAAGCGCCGUGCCGUCUCCGUGGAGGAGCUUAAAGCAGCCGAUACACUUUCGAUGAAUAGUCCCAAGGAGAUUUUGGAGGAGCGCUUGGAGGAUACAUCUGCGCAGGCUCAUUCCAUUCGGACGUCAAAUUCACGAAGGGGUGAUGAUCUUCUUAUCAUAUGAACGCAGUUUAUUGCGGCAAUUAAAGGGUAUAUUCCAUGUUUACCGCUACACGUUUGUA
Messenger RNA from Suillus bovinus, 1948 nucleotides. RefSeq names its product general substrate transporter. Lineage: Eukaryota; Fungi; Basidiomycota; Agaricomycetes; Boletales; Suillaceae. The record is from RefSeq and is a predicted model, not a curated record. The transcript is spliced from 6 exons. Bases 241 to 1890 code for a protein of 549 amino acids. Gene Ontology annotation, biological process: transmembrane transport; carbohydrate transport. Gene Ontology annotation, molecular function: carbohydrate:proton symporter activity. Gene Ontology annotation, cellular component: membrane.